Nicotiana attenuata is the source of this 1984-nucleotide messenger RNA. RefSeq names its product protein CHROMATIN REMODELING 4-like. The transcript is spliced from 4 exons. The coding region runs from base 282 to 1412 and encodes 376 amino acids. The record is from RefSeq and is a predicted model, not a curated record. NCBI's taxonomy places the organism in Eukaryota, Viridiplantae, Streptophyta, Magnoliopsida, Solanales, Solanaceae.
AAUUUGAAUUGACUCAGUUAAUGUCAAAUUAGGCCCAGUCGAUUGAACGAUCAACAGUCACACUCGGUUCGACGAACUCCUCCCGCUGGUUUUACUCCGGUAAUACCAACCUCCAACCUUGAUUUGAAGCAAACUCUGUGUGGAUGUUUGAUCCAUAUGUAGCUAUUGAAGAUCAUCUAUUAAGUAAAUGCUAGAAACAUCAAUAAAGAGCUGUGUCUUGGAUGAUACCAUGAGUUAAUUUGGUAACGUUGAGGGGAUAGAAAGGAAACUUUGUUGAGAAAAUGGGACCGUCGGAGAAGGAAAUUUGCAUAAAAUGUGAGAAAGGUGGAGAAGUGUUGGCUUGUGCUGAUAUUUGUUGUCCUAUAGCAGUUCAUGUUAGGUGCAUGGGUUGUCCAGCUAGAUUUGAUGAUUCGGGGAAAUUCUACUGCCCCUAUUGUCUGUAUAGGAAAUCAGUUGCAAAAUUUCAUCAAGCAAAGGAGCAUGUUUUGUCGAAAAAACAAGCUCUGCAUACUUUCAUAGAUAAGGAAAUGAUAGACAAUGUCAGAGAGGUGCCAUCAAUAGUGAGCAAAUCAACAUGUGAAAGAGCUGUUGAGCCAUUACCAGAAAAUAAAAGUGAGGUUCCUGGGCAGCAAAUACAUUCAGGCCCAGCUGUUGCUUGUGGUAGCAAACCUAGUGAUCAUACAUCUUCUAAAGCAACAGCGACCGACUUUAGAGUUUUAGAAACUGGAAACGGGGUUCAAGUAAAUGGUCUACAAGAAGUUGGUGAACAACUAGAGAGAAGUGUUCAAGAUCACCACCAGGACAACCACUUAAGUAACUCAUGUGUUGCUGAAGAGGAAAAAUUGGAGAAUGAACUUGUUUUGGAUGAAACAAAAAGAAAUUCUGUUGAAAUUGCAGGAGAGCCCAUGAUAGGGGUUGAUCAAACUACUGCAACCUUCUUGAAUGCAGACCCUUUACUGCUGCAGCACUUGAAAGGUAAAAGAAGAGUUGAAACUGGGGAUUCAAAAUGUAGAGAAUCUAAGCCUGUUUCAACACAACGUAGGUGUGGUAAACUGGUUAACAAAGUCAGAGAUGAGCAUAUGGUCACCAACUCUCCAAGAAGGUUAACUAGGACAUCAGCUUCUUUACUUGAGAAUAGUAAUCUAGCGGGCCAGUUAGUGCAAGUUAAACAGCCUUCCAUGUUGUUACCAGUUGAGCUUCCAAAUGGGAAACGUAAAAGAGUAUUAUGGCGUCACGAAGAGGAAGAGAUGCUUGAGGAAGGAGUUAAACAAUUCUCAACCACAGUAAACAAGAACAUCCCAUGGAGGAAAAUUCUAGAACUUGGUCGUCAUGUGUUUGAUCAGACACGUAAUCCAACUGAUCUCAAGGACAAAUGGAAACAAAUCUGCUCUAAAUAUGGCGGGCAAGUUUGACCAGGAGUUCUUUGCUGAACUUGAAAUGUGGAAAGCGUUUUUGGUAUUCUGUGAUAUCCAGAUUCAAAUGUGUGAUACAUACCUUUUUCUCUUUUGUGGAUAACUUCUUCAUCAGCAAGCAGGUCAGUUUUGAGGGGUAAAAAGUUAGAAUUAGUUUUGGUCUUAUUUGUUAAGAUGAACAUAAUGUUUUGAUGGGGUUUACCCUGCGUUUUCUGGUCGAUAGUCGAGGGAAUGUGCAAAUUUCCUUAUAAAUCAACAGCUUAGUGUACUCGAUACUUGUAUACAGUAGUAAAAGUACCAGAUAGUUUUAGAGAGAGAAUUUAUGCUUGGUUGUUUUCCUGAUCACCUUUUACUCUAUGCUGCACCCACCCCACACCUUCGCCUUGUGGUCACCCAACAGGCAAAUGGUAAAAAGAAAUGAUAAGUAGAUGUGGUUGAACUCGUGAAGGAAGCUGGCUAUUGCUUGAGGUAGUUUUCAUUUUUAUGGUGUUUCAGAUAUAUGGACUUGGAAACCUGUGAAUGCAGCCUUUUAAAUUUCUCGAUUCCUAAGCUUUACAGCUUGUUUGGAUGGU